Zingiber officinale is the source of this 1683-nucleotide messenger RNA. RefSeq names its product general transcription factor 3C polypeptide 3-like. Gene Ontology annotation, cellular component: transcription factor TFIIIC complex. Gene Ontology annotation, biological process: transcription by RNA polymerase III. NCBI's taxonomy places the organism in Eukaryota, Viridiplantae, Streptophyta, Magnoliopsida, Zingiberales, Zingiberaceae. The coding region runs from base 1 to 1404 and encodes 467 amino acids. Gene Ontology annotation, molecular function: protein binding. The transcript is spliced from 10 exons. The record is from RefSeq and is a predicted model, not a curated record.
AUGUGGAAGAGCAAAAAAGAAAAUGCCAACAAAGCAGAAUACAUGGCUAUCUCUCUUAUGACAUGUAUAAGGAUUCUGCAAUACCUCAAGAAAGUGCUCAUAAAGAGGUUCCUAGCAUAUGAUCAUGACCAUCUUCUAAUUCUAGGAUACAUAGAUGUAGUUUGGCAAGUUCUCCUGUAUAGGCAAACCACAUUGAAAUAUUGUGCUCUUCCAGGAGGAAAUAUAAUAUCUUAUGAGAGCAAAAAACAAACCGUAGUAACCAACUCAAAUCCCAACAAGGUGAGACCAAGAAAAAAGCUUCCAAAAAGUGUUCUAUUUGAAAGAGUCAAGUUGUUAGAUGAACAAGAGGGACAUAAUGUGUUUGGCGGUUUCAGGCCAGUGGCAAAGGCGUCAGAAUUGGAAAAAGCACAUAGAGCAAAAAAGUCUCUUCAACGAAGAGCAAUUUUGAAAGAAGAAAAGAAAGCAGCAGCACUGGCUGCUGGAUUGGAUUGGCAAAGUGAUUCAGAGGAUGAAACUCUGCCGAAGGUAAAACAAGAACCACCGCUGCCAGACUUUCUAAAUGAGCAAGAUCAUCUUCAGUUUACUUUACAUCUCUGCAAAGCAUUGGUUUCUGUGCGACGAUAUUCAGAAGCAUUAGAGCUUAUCAAUUACACUUUGAAAUUAGAGUACAACACAAUUUCUGAUGAAAAAAGAGAGGAAUUUCGAUCAUUGGGUGCACACAUAGCAUAUAGCACAAGAGAUCCAAAACAUGGGUAUGAUUAUGUAAGGUACAUAGUUCAACAGCAUCCCCACAGUGUAGCUGCUUGGAAUUGCUAUAAUAAGGUUAUUUCAAGAUUUGAUUCUCAUUUCGCAAGACAUACUAAAUUUCUUCUCCAUAUGAGAGUGGAACAAAAGGAUUGUGUAAUGCCAAUGGUUAUCCAUGGCAAUCAAUUUACUAUGAUCAGCCAACACCAGGCAGCUGCUGCAGAAUAUUUGGAAGCUUAUAAAGUUCAGCCAGAAAGUCCUUUGAUCAAUUUAUGUGCCGGCACAGCUUUGAUUAACUUAGCACUGGGUUUUAGGCUCCAGAAAAAACAUGAUUGUAUAGCUCAAGGCUUUGCAUUCCUUUACAACUAUCUGGAUAUCAGCAACGAUAGCCAGGAAGCCUUGUAUAACGUAGCUCGAGCAUAUCACCAUGUUGGCCUUGUCACACUGGCUGCUUCAUAUUACGAAAAGGUGCUUGCAAUGCAUGUGAAAGAUUAUCCAAUCCCUAAACUUCCAUACGAAGAUUCAAACCUUGCAGCAAAUAAGAAGCCAGGCCAUUGCAAUCUUCACAGAGAAGCAGCCUAUAAUUUGCAUUUGCUUUACAAGAAGAGCGGGGCUAAGGAUCUUGCUCGACAGGUCCUAAAACGUUAUUGCACACUUUGACAAAUAGAUGUAUCGAGAUGAAUAGAGGUAUAGUUUAUUAGUCGUCUUAUGUAUUGUUUUGGCUAAUAUUUAUUUCAUGCUUGUAAAUUGCACCAGUUUCGUUGUCUUUCGGUUAUAUUCUGCAUAAUCUAUCUUGUAGGUGCCAUUCCUCCUCAGUAUUAUGUACCUAUCUGACUAUCUGAUGUUCUUGCUGUGUAUUUCUUCUCGUUAUCGUGGUACCUACAACACUGAUCAUUGUAAUAUCAUAUGUGCGGUGUUCGUGCCAAGUAAUUCAUCUUA